Messenger RNA from Drosophila obscura, 1176 nucleotides. Its product is annotated as probable endo-1,3(4)-beta-glucanase AO090023000083. The record is from RefSeq and is a predicted model, not a curated record. The transcript has a single exon. Bases 1 to 1176 code for a protein of 391 amino acids. NCBI's taxonomy places the organism in Eukaryota, Metazoa, Arthropoda, Insecta, Diptera, Drosophilidae. Gene Ontology annotation, molecular function: nucleic acid binding. Gene Ontology annotation, biological process: DNA integration.
AUGUUGCUAGUAUUCUUCGACGCGUUCAACAAAUGGGUGGAACUGGUGCCCCUGCGCAAAGCCACCACGGCACAGCUGGAAAAGGCGUUCCGGGAACGAAUCCUGAGUCGCUUCGGAGUCCCCAGAAGGUUCGUCUGCGACAACGGGACACAAUUCACCAGCCGCUCCUUGAGGGAUUUCUGUAAACUCGCCGGCAUGGAAUUGGAUCAUACGGCUCCAUACACACCUCAGCAAAACCCAACCGAGCGGGCCAAUAGGACAAUCAAAACCAUGAUCGCCCAAUACAUCGACGGGGACCAGCGGACAUGGGACGACCUCCUCCCAGAGCUCAGCCUGGCCAUCAACAGCAGCAACUCCGACCCACCACAGACUGCGCCUCAGAACACGGCCGAAGCUCCAGGGACUCCUUGGAUGAAGGCCGUCCAAGCUUUCCAGGCCAUACAGGACGCGCGCAACCGCGAACGGGCCGAAGCGGGCGGCGAACAUGACACCAGCAGCGAGGCGGAAGGGUCGGAGGACGACAGCGAAGAGGAGCCAGAAGUGCUGAGCAGCGAGGCGGAACGGUCGGAGGACGACAGCGAGGAGCCGGAGGUUAUGAGCAGCCAGUCGGAGGAACGGGAAUCCGGAGUCAGCGAGGGCGACUCAUCGUCCCAGGCGAGCUACGAGCCACGGACACCUUCCUACUCCCCAACGGGAGGGCAGUCACCAGAACCGCUGAGCAGCGAGCCUCGGUCAGGCACGGCAUCCCCCGAGCCUCGAGGAGAUCGACGGCGAUGGGACACGCCGACACCGGAGCCUGAGGCCCCCGAAGAGCCCACCAGAGCCCCGUCAACGGAGCCCGUCAUCAUCAGCGAUGACGAGACCGAGGAGACCGACGCCCCAGGCCUUAGCGCGUCGGCAGACGAGGGGGACACGUCACUGGAGUUGGACGAGGAAAUAGCGGACGGCCUAAUGGCCGCGUACGAGGAACUCCCCACACUCGAUGCGGUUCAAGCGGAGCAGGAUUGGACGGUGGCACCAGAGGGAUGGCGAGUGGAGACCCCAGUGGAGUGGGGUGGAGUGGAGUCGAUUGCCGCGAAGUCUCAUAGACAGCGUAAUCCAACGACACGGCCGGGUCGGGCCACGGUCCCGAACGCUGGAGAACUUUGCGGGACAACGUUUCCGCAUAUCCAUUAA